Messenger RNA from Suillus subaureus, 4059 nucleotides. RefSeq lists its product as uncharacterized. The record is from RefSeq and is a predicted model, not a curated record. NCBI's taxonomy places the organism in Eukaryota, Fungi, Basidiomycota, Agaricomycetes, Boletales, Suillaceae. Gene Ontology annotation, molecular function: protein serine/threonine kinase activity; ATP binding. Gene Ontology annotation, cellular component: cytoplasm. The coding region runs from base 1 to 4059 and encodes 1352 amino acids. Gene Ontology annotation, biological process: actin cortical patch assembly; actin filament organization; peptidyl-threonine phosphorylation. The transcript is spliced from 5 exons.
AUGCAGCAGCAGCAGGCAUUACAAGUUUAUGCACAGCAGAACAAGGGCACUCUUGUUCCAGGUCAAACCAUCUCCGUUAACAAGUACACGGUCCAAGUUGAGCGGUAUCUCAGUCAAGGCGGAUUCUCUCAUGUGUAUCUUGUUAGGACUCCCACUCCCGUGUAUAACACGACGCAUCAUGUUCUCAAACGCAUCGGCGUUCCUAAUGAGGCCAUGCUUGCGGAGGUUAAGAAAGAAGUCGAUAUCAUGAGGAUACUGAAGGGGCACCCAAAUGUGGUGCAUCUGAUCGAUGCUGCGUGGCACAAAAUGGCAACCGGCAUGUAUGAAGUCUUCAUCCUCAUGGAGUUUUGUCCGGGUGGUGGAAUUAUUGACAUGAUGAAUAGACGUUUGCGCGAACGUCUCACAGAAGCAGAGAUCCUCCAGAUUUUUGUAGACGUCUGUGAAGGUGUUGCUGCCAUGCAUAACCUUCGCCCCGCCCUUCUUCAUCGUGAUCUGAAGGUGGAGAACAUUCUCCAGGCCUCCAAUAACGUCUUUAAGCUCUGUGACUUUGGCUCUGCUACACCAGUCGCGCCUCGACCACCAUCUACCACAGCUGAGGUUAGAGCUCUCGAGGCAGACUUGAACAGACACACCACACUACAGUACAGGGCGCCUGAAAUGGUCGACCCAUACCUUCGCCGUUCUGUUGACGAGAAAUCUGACGUUUGGGCACUUGGAGUGCUAUUGUACAAACUGUGUUAUUACACCACUCCUUUCGAAGAACAUGGACCCUUGGCAAUUUUGAACGUACAGUACCGCAUCCCGCCAUAUCCCGUUUACUCAUCGCAAAUGAACACACUGAUCGCCUCCAUGCUUCGUGAGCACGGCACACAGCGACCUACAGUAUUUGAACUUCUCGCUCAAGUGCACACCGUACGAGGUACCAAAUCGCGCUUCACCUACGACAUUCCCCCGCCCCCGCCCCUUUCCCCUCGAGCUUUACAGUUAUCAUCCACGAAUGCUCUUGACAACCUUGUGUCUUAUCGUCGAGCGCCAGGCACAGAUCCUGCUACUCAACAAGCCCCGCCAGCUCAGCCCCAGGACAUAAGUACAGGCGUUCAAGCGCGUGAUAGGGUGCUGGAGGCUAUCGCACCAAUGCGGCGUGGCCGGCCAUAUUAUUCGCAGCAACAGAGCGACACCAGUACUCCUUCAUCGACCUCCCGGCCUCCCAGUCCGCCGAAGCUGCCAAAAAGGCCUGAUGCCUCAUUUGGCGCAGAGGAGGACAAGGCAUGGAAAGAGAUGAAAAGCUCUCCCACUGUUCUCGCUGCUGCGGGCAUCAGGGCUCACAAAUCAGGUGGUGUAACUGCAAGUGUUUGGAAGCCUAAAGUAUCCGCGCCUCCUUUGGACGAUGCAUGGAGUGUUGAGACGCGUGCAUCAAAAGCGAUCUCGGAUGAUCCGCCAACACCAGGGGUCACUGCAUUUGGUGACAAUUUCGGAGAAAAGCUAUGGAGCGCCUUUGACGGUGCAAAGGCUGGAGGGACUACCGUUGUGACAGGAAUGGGGUCAUCCUCAAGUUCUGGGAAAGAGCGUAUUUCAAAGCUUGCUCCCCCGCCUGAGGGGUCGCGUAACACGAGACUUGUGGUUACGAAGAGUAAGGACGCGUUCGAUGGUCUAGGUUUCACACCACCUUCAGCAUCCACACCUACUCUGGGAGAGGCACGAAAGCUGAGGACUGGCCUUGUUGCAGCUAAUGGAAACAAUCGCGCUGUCAUCACUCCUAGUCCAUCUAUAUCCGUCGCGAAACCAUCACUAGCCCCGAUCAAACCAACGUCUUCGCCCCGUCCUCCAGCACAAUUGACGACUGCGAACGCUGCGUGGCGUUCUAGUCCAUCAAUGCAACCUCCUCCAUCCAUCCCUUCUUCGCUUCCAGAGAGGGGCGAAGUUUCUGCCGAGGCACGAUUUCCUUCAGUAGAAGAGCUUGAUGCAACGUUUGGUGGGUCGGCACCUCCUGUCGGCCAUCCAAGCUGGCAGCUCGAGUCAUCGGAGCAUCAUAAGGAGCGCGAAAAAGUAAUUGAUUUGUCCGAGCCUUUCUUUGCACCUUCCUCGUCGCUUCAGCCGACUUCUCAGCGUGCUGCUCCAAGCACUACUCUUGGUUCGCGCUCAGAGCAUGUCACCGGGGUGGCGAUGCGUGAUUCCGAGAAGGACAAAUUUCAGAGGUCCGUUGGACUGGGUAAUGGCAUUGGUGAAAACACGCCGUCUCCGAAGCCCGCAUCCUAUCGACCUAUCUCCCGCCCUUCGCUUUCGAGGAGACAUCGCAGCAGUAUUGCUGUCAAAGCCAUACCUCAGGCACAGCUCAUCGAUGACGUUGGUACUCAGGACCUUGCUACCCCAGCUCCAGUGUCACGCAAACCAAAAGACUGGUUGACAGGCGACAUUGAUGCCCUCAUCUCCCCAAUCAAGGACGGAUCUUUUGCUCAGGCUCAAGCUAGCAACCUCCCUCCGACGCCCGUUCUGCGCGAGUUUACGAACAAGCGAUCAUCAUUCAUCGAGGAGAACACAACAACUAUACAAUCACCACAGGAAGCUGUCACCGCUCAACAGCCUCCCCAUCGAGUGAAAACUCCUCCAUCGCCAUCCAAGACGCAUGCGCGAGGUACCAGUGUUAGAGAGCGGAAGCAAAGUGCCCCUGUGACACCAAAGAAACCUAGAGAGCUGCCAGUGGUUGCGCCCAAACCAGUAAUUGCUGCUCUUGCACUGAAGCCGGAUCUAGAGUCUCGUCAGGGAGUGACAUCGCAGCCAUCGAAGCGUCCCUCGCAGGAUGACUCAGAUAGGUGGAGAGCUAUCCCUAUCUCUGAGUCGCCGAAGCCAACUAAAAUUCAUGAUUCGUCAAGUGAUGGGGAAGAGGAGCCAGAGGAUGCUGUUGGGUGGGGGAAACUAGUUGAGAAGACAGGUUCAUCGCGAAGACGAAAGACGAGGGGCCGGCAAAGUUCCGUGCAUGACCUCGUUGAUCUAUGGGGAGGAGGUGUGGUACAGACGAAAGAGCGACCAAAGGAUUCCAUUCACAGUCCUGCCGUUGCUGCAUUCAGUGAUCCGACCAGGGAAAUUGGUGUAAAACUACAAAAGAGCAGAUCAAUUGCCGUUUCUUCAAUGGCUAGGCCGAGGCCUGUAUCGCCCCGAAUGCAGUCACAACCUUCAGAGCUCAAUGCCUCUCAGCGUCGUUCACCAAGCCGGUCUCCUAAGCGACCCUUACCUCAUACAAAGCAGGCAUCUGCUGCAAACACCCCCUCAUCUGGCAAUACCCCCGUCUCAUCCUUUCGCGCGAGGCCGCAGUCUAUGCUUGCCUUUCCGAUGUCAAAGUCUACUUCGGAUGGAAAGACGGACACACCAUCAAACCCUACGGGUCUAUCUGUUCCAGAAGACAACUCUCGCAAACACGGCGCUCGGCGGACCUCGAUAACAGACAUGGUCCAGCGCUUCGAAGCUAUCGGGGGCAAAGUCAGAGGCCCAGGCCCAGGCUCAGGUCCGCCUGUGAUGACUCCCAAAUCAACAGGUUUGAAGAUGCCAACCUCGUCUACUGGAAUUGGUCGUGCUGUAGACGUCACGGGCACAAGCCCAAGCUCCCCAUUAGUGUCGAGAUUCACAGCCUCCAGAGUCAUUACACCCGCUCCUGAGGAGUCGGGUCCCGGAGUUGACUCAGGGAAACCACGACCAUCUGCGAUAGAUUUAGCCAGGGCAGCCCUUGCCGGUCAGGACCAGAGCAAGGCAGACAUGAAUUUAAGAAAUUCUGUUGUAGGAUUACCCUCCGGGACACCCAGUCGAUUCACAUCUGGAUCAUCACGGACCGGCCCCUUGGACGGGCUUUCAGUAUCGCUACCAUUUUCCUCCCCAAAACCCUCCACACCUCUAGAAGAGCCGCGCUCGCCAUCGCCUGAUAAACCUUAUCAGGGAGUGGGGAAACUCAUUGACCAAUGGCAGCGUAAAACUGAGGUUGAUUCACCUCGAGCUCCUAUCCCUCGUAGAGGAGAUUUUACCCCCAAACGAGCUGGUCUCGUCUCCGGGGAAGUUGGCAAGGACAGCUAA